CGGUACUUCCUGAUGAUCGGCGUACCGCGUAACCAAGGUCGCUCGAUUGUCAACCAAAGGUCGGUUUGAGUGCCAUUAGAAAACCAAUCGAGUGUAUCGUUACAACACAAAAAUUUUAUCCCUAUAUAUACUUACCGAUCGCUGCUCGAAAGACAGUUCGGUAACCACCACCGGUGCGAAAAUGUUUAGGGUGUCCGCGGUAGUUCUCUGUGCCCUCUUCAGUACUCUGCAGGUACUCUGCGACGAGUACCGCCAUCCCAUGUACAAGUACCGCUACGAAACCGAAGACGUCAUGAAUAGUGCCGCCUCCUCCGUCCCCCUUAGAGGGUACCAUGUAGUCGAGGGCGGGUACUACCCUUCGGAGCUCACCGGCAAAUUCACGUCGACGGGUUUGGGGAUCGGUGGAGGCGCCGGGUUCGGUGGUGGCUACGUGGGGCCCGUAGGUGCUGGCGUAGGACCUAUAGGUUACUCCGGAGUAGGAUUGGGAGGCGUGGGAGGCGGCAUCGGGCUGGGAGGUGGAGCUAUCGGCCUCGGUGGAGGAGGAUACGGACCUCAAUUCAUCGGAGGCGGAAUAGGUCCUGGAAUAGGCGCCAUCGGGUUGGGAGGCGGUAUAGGUCACCAUCACGGAUACGGUGGUGAAGAGAUCGACAAGAAAGAGUACAGCGGCGAAAAGAAGAACCUGAACGGAGGACAGUACUCCAAGGAGCACGGCAAGAAGGAGGAAGAAGCGAAACGCGGCCAAGAGGGCUAUUCCGAAGGUAACGUAGCGGUGAAAGACAUCAAAGGAGAGGACGGGUACUACCAAGACGUGGCCGGCGGCAAAAAAAUCGUCAACGACGGAAAGCAGUACGAGGGAGGUCAGCAUUUCAACAAGGAGGGUAAAAACGGGGAAGAGAAAAACGUAAAACAGGGCCAUAGGAAGGGACACAAGAUCAAGGGUUUCAAAACGUCGCACCACAAGGACGAGUCUGGCAAAACGGAAGAGUACUACGACGAAGCCAACGACGAAGGAGACAACUACGCUUUCAACGGGCAAUCCGGCGCUUUCGGAGAGAAGGGCGCGUCAUCGUUUAAGGGUGGCCACGAGGACGGCAAGUUUAACAGCGAAGAAAAGAAGAAAUCGGGUCACUAUGGUAACGAGUACGAGGCGAAGAAGGCCAACGCCGAUGCUGGCAAGUACGGGGAGAAUAAGUACCACGGGACGGGGUCGGUUUAUGGGGCUAACAACGGAAUAGAUCAGCAGAGUUUGCUCGGACACCAAGAGGAGAGUCGGUUCUUCAAGCAUCAUCCUGUGCCCUUCUACCACCACUACUAAGUAAAACCAACAAGGCUCUACCGUUUCGAAGCUAGCUUAGUGUUUAUUUAUUGAAUGUUUGCGUAUAUGUAUAAGUUACCACUAUUUAUUGUCCUAAUUGUAUCCGUGCGUUGCUUGUCGUUUUAAGUGUUUACGUGCAGAAUAAAAGCG
Cylas formicarius (sweet potato weevil) is the source of this 1465-nucleotide messenger RNA. RefSeq lists its product as uncharacterized. The transcript has 5 exons. Bases 182 to 1315 code for a protein of 377 amino acids. Lineage: Eukaryota; Metazoa; Arthropoda; Insecta; Coleoptera; Brentidae. The record is from RefSeq and is a predicted model, not a curated record.